Molecule: messenger RNA, 3381 nt
Organism: Rana temporaria (common frog)
Lineage: Eukaryota; Metazoa; Chordata; Amphibia; Anura; Ranidae
Gene: ALK
Product: ALK receptor tyrosine kinase
Exons: 26
Coding region: 44-3298 (1084 amino acids)
Biological process (GO): multicellular organism development; regulation of neuron differentiation; protein phosphorylation
Cellular component (GO): membrane; signaling receptor complex
Molecular function (GO): protein binding; transmembrane receptor protein tyrosine kinase activity; ATP binding
Source: RefSeq, a predicted model, not a curated record
CUUUUUGUUCUUCAGCUCCGGCGGGGAUCGCAGCCCCACAGUGAUGAGCCCCUGGCUGCGCAGUAACAGCGGCAGCUGCAGGGUGGAGGUCGCCGUGUUCCUGCAGAAGACCGGGAGAUAUAUCCUCCGUCUACAGCCAGAAAACCUGCCAAUUUCUGUGGCUGAAGCUUCGCCAACACUGGAGAAAAGUCGAUGGGUCGUCAUGGGAGGACCGGUGAGACACAAGGGAAAGCCGUUCCGGAUCUCCUUGGACUACGUCGAUGACGAAGGAGGGACGGCCGCCGCCGCCGCCGCCACCACCGCCGCCGUGGACUCGUUCGCCAUGAAGAACUGCACCCGAGGAAACCCACCCGGGGUGAAAAUGACUUUGGACGGUUCCUUCCACUGCAGGAGCGGGAUGGAGAUUAAACUGUCUCAAGUCUGCAAUUUCGUGGCGGACUGCGAGGAGGAGGAGGAUGAAGGAGAUCUUUGCCGAAAUCUCCCCCCCGGGUUUUACUGCAUGUUCGAAGACGGCAGCUGCGGGUGGACGUUGGACCCCCACACCUCACUCUGGCGGAUCGGGAAUCUGGAGGAGUCGGAAGAUUCUGUGCUCCUCCUGAACACCAGAGACUCACCGAUAUUGCAGAGUUCUGUAAUGACCAACGUGCUCUUCCCAUCCCCCCUGAAGAACGCCACCUGCGAGCUGGGAAUGUCUUUUCUUCUGGACGGCUUCCUGCAUGGCGACAUAUCGGUCCGGCUUCACGACAAUAGAACCGGCAGGACAAAAUACAGAACCCUCUGGCAUUUCACCAACGGGGAGGGGCUGGGAGUCUGGCAACAUUUGGUGCUCCCCCUGCAGGAUGUAAUGGAGAGGUUCUGGCUGGAAAUCCGGGCCUCCUGGUCCAAGGACUCCGACUCCAUCAUUGCCUUUGACAACGUGUCCCUCAGCUUGGGCUGCUAUCUAACAAGUAACAGCGACUUGGCCACACAGUCGUAUCUGUCCAGCAAUCUUUUAAUGGAGAGCAGCAUCCACAGGAGGAACGAAACGGGGCAUCUGCACCUGGAGGAAGAGUUUUCCACUGCCCAACCCGCCAAGCCAGGUUAUUGGUUGUUCACAACGUGCGGGGCGAGCGGUCCUCAUGGGCCGAGUCAGAAGCUCUGCGACGAAUCCUACGAGAACUUCAGCGUGAUUGUCGGGACGGGGACACAGAGGGGCGUACAGAUCUGGCGGGUCCCCGAAACCAACCGAUACAGGAUAUCCGGAUACGGGGCGGCUGGCGGGAUGGGAGUGAAGACUCCUACGAGGGCCCACGGCACGGCUCUGGUUGGGGUUUUUGAGCUCCAGAAGGAUGAUAUACUCUAUAUACUGGUCGGCCAGCAAGGGGAGGACGCCUGCCCCCGGGCUGAUCCGAUCCUAAAAAUGGUUUGCAUUGGCGAGAAUAACGUGAUCGAAGAGGAGAUUAGAGUUAACGGAAGCGUAAAUGAAUGGGCGGGAGGAGGCGGUGGAGGGGGAGGAGCCACAUAUAUAUUUACGAUGGAGAGUGGAAAGUACGUCCCGCUGCUGAUCGCUGCAGGGGGAGGCGGCCGAGCCUAUAAGGCAAAAGCGAAUAUCAUCCAACCAGAGCGGCUGGAGAACAAUAUCACUGUGCCGGGCCUGAAUGGGAAAUCUGGGGUGGCAGGUGGAGGAGGAGGAUGGAGUGACCACACAACGCUCCCGUGGGCGGGCAAGUCACUGGCGGAUGGUGGCCUAGGAGGGGAGUCCUGCCCCCAAGCCCUGAAGAAGUGGGGAUGGGAAACUAGAGGUGGCUUCGGAGGAGGUGGUGGCAGCUGCUCCUCCGGUGGAGGGGGCGGAGGAUACAUCGGUGGCAAUGUGCCGGAUGAUAAUAGCCCAGAUGCGGAUGGUUGGGAUGGGGUGUCUUAUAUCAGUCCCCAUGGUGUCCUCUACACACCACCACUCAAAGUGACGGAGAGCCACGGGGAGGUGGAGAUAAAGCUGGAUCUGAAUUGCAGCCACUGUGAGAUAGACGAAUGUUACAUCGAUCCGGAGUCUCAGGAGCUGAUGUGUCACUGUGAGCUGGGGAGGGUCCUGGCUGAGGAUGGAGUGACCUGUAUAGAUGAUCAAAUUCAGUCAGCCCACGAGACGCACCUUCCCCUUUCUCUGGUAUUGUCCAUCGUGACCUCAGGCCUCGUGGCUGCCCUCAUCUUGGCUUUCUCAGGUAUCAUGAUUGUUUACCGCAGGAAACAUCAGGAGCUCCAGGCCAUACAGAUGGAACUACAGAGCCCAGACUACAAACUCAGCAAAGUGAGAACAUCCACCAUAAUGACGGACUACAACCCCAACUACUGCUUUGCCGGCAAGAUCACCUCCAUCGGAGACCUGAAAGAGGUGCCCAGGAAACACAUCUCCCUCAUCAGAGGUUUGGGUCACGGGGCGUUCGGAGAAGUCUAUGAAGGUCAAGUGCUGUCCAGUCCUAACGACCCGACUCCGCUGAAGGUCGCUGUGAAGACUCUCCCGGAGGUGUGCUCUGAGCAGGAUGAGCUGGAUUUUCUGAUGGAGGCGCUCAUCAUCAGUAAAUUCAGCCACCAGAACAUUGUGCGUUGCAUUGGCGUCAGUCUGCAGGCUCUGCCGAGAUUCAUUCUGCUGGAACUUAUGACUGGAGGAGAUCUGAAGUCCUUCCUGCGACAGACACGACCCAGAGUGAACCAGCCUUCCUCUCUCACUAUGCUGGACCUGCUCAACGUGGCUCGUGACAUCGCAAAGGGCUGCCUGUACCUGGAGGAGAACCACUUUAUUCACAGGGACAUCGCUGCGAGGAACUGUCUGCUGACAUGUCAGGGGCCCGGCAGAAUUGCAAAGAUCGGCGACUUCGGAAUGGCCCGCGACAUCUACAGGGCCAGUUACUACAGGAAAGGGGGGUGCGCCAUGCUGCCGGUGAAGUGGAUGCCCCCCGAGGCCUUCAUGGAAGGAAUAUUCACAUCCAAGACCGACACCUGGUCUUUCGGGGUCCUGCUGUGGGAGAUUUUCUCGUUGGGAUACAUGCCGUACCCCAGUAAGAGCAACCAGGGAGGUGCUGGAGUUUUGUCACAAGCGAGGAAGGAUGGAUCCGCCCAAAAACUCUGCCCGGGCCCCGUCUAUCGUAUCAUGACGCAGUGCUGGCAGCACCAACCUGAAGACCGUCCUCAGUUUUCCAUGGUCUUGGAAAGAGUCGACUACUGCACACAGGACCCUGAUGUUAUAACACGCCCCUUCCUGUGGAAUACGGACCUUUGGUGGAGGAAGAAGAAAAGGUUCCAACUAGACCAGAAGAUCCAGAUGUGAUCCCGCCACUCCUGGUGACCCUGAAAAAUCAGGGAAAGAAGACAAAUGCAAGCCUCGCUCUCCACCUCCAUUCUCACCCACUA